This is a messenger RNA of Eimeria tenella, 918 nucleotides long. RefSeq lists its product as uncharacterized. The record is from RefSeq and is a predicted model, not a curated record. NCBI's taxonomy places the organism in Eukaryota, Apicomplexa, Conoidasida, Eucoccidiorida, Eimeriidae. The coding region runs from base 1 to 918 and encodes 305 amino acids. The transcript has a single exon.
AUGCUGCAGCAGCAACUGCGACGCUGCAGCAACAACUGCGACGCUGCAGCAACAACUGCAACGUUGCAGCAACACUGCAACGCUGCAGCAACAGCUGCAGAGGCAGAAACGCUGCGGCAGCAACGGUGGCAACGCUGCAGCAACGAUUACAGCGCCGCCGCUGCAGCAACGCCAGCAGCAACGCUGGGGCAUCUACAACACCAACGCUGCACCAAUAACUGCAGCGCCAACGCUGCUGCACCAAUAACAUCAGCGCCGACGCUGCACCGACAACUGCAGCGCCAAUGCUGCACCAACUACAACGGAAACGAUGCACCAGCUACAACGGCAACGCUGCAGCAACAGCAGCGAUGCAGCAACAGCAACGCUGCAGCAACAACGGCAACGGAGACGCUGCAGCGACAACAGCAACAGCAACGCUGCAGCAACAACAGCAAUAGCAACGCUGCAGCAACAACAGCAACAGCAACGCUGCAGCAACAACAGGCAACGCUGCGGAAACAACAGCAACGGCAACGCUGCAGCAACAACAGCUACUGCAACGCUGCAGCAACAACAGCUACUGCAACGCUGCAGCAACAGGAACGGCAGCGCUGCAGCAACAAUAGCAACAGCAACGCUGCAGCAGCAACAGCAACGCUGCAGCAACAACAGCAACGCUGCAGCAACAACAGCAACAGCAACGCUGCAGCAACAACAGCAACGGCAACGCUGCAGCAACAACAGCAACAGCAACGCUGCAGCAACAACAGCAACAGCAACGCUGCAGCAACAACAGCAACAGCAUCGCUGCAGCAACAACAGCAACAGCAACGCUGCAGCAACAACAGCAACAGCAACGCUGCAGCAACAAUACAGCACAAAUGCAGCAGAACUGGUGCGUUAGCAAUGUUUGAGGUGUAUGAACACCGCGGAUAG